Molecule: messenger RNA, 7232 nt
Organism: Ctenopharyngodon idella (grass carp)
Lineage: Eukaryota; Metazoa; Chordata; Actinopteri; Cypriniformes; Xenocyprididae
Exons: 3
Coding region: 4802-5848 (348 amino acids)
Source: RefSeq, a predicted model, not a curated record
AAUUUACAGCUGUCCAUUUCACUUAUUGGACCAAACGUCACACCAGACAUAAGGACAAUACAACUAACUGCUAAAACGACUAGCUAAUUUUUAUUAUUAUGUAUAUAACUUGAUUAUAUUUCAGUGAAUAUUUUGUAGUCUAUAUGAAGAGGAGAAAUUAAUGCUUUUUAUUGAUUUUAUUAAAGUCCAGACAUGACAGAGAUACAAUGAUUGAGAUCAGAAACAUGUUCAGUAUUGAUAAGAAUGAAAAUUCAGUAGAAGAUCAAGAGUGAAAACUUGUGAAAAGCAUGUAAAGGUCAAUCUGGAUGUAUAAUAUAUGGUUUGUGAUCAGUUUACCUGGUUACUGACGUCAAUUUCGUCUGAUGUCAUACAGUACGUCUGAUGGUGUAUUGAGCGGAAGAUAUAGGCCUACUUUCUGUUGCUUGAAAAAGUAGUAUUUAAUUAAUUACUUAAAAUUACUUAAUUUUAAAAACAUAUAUUAACAUUGGGCCACCAUGUUGAUCAGGUACGUUUGAUGAAUUCUGAAUGAAAUGGUACUUCUUAGCAAUGACGGUCUGAGUUGUGCUGUGCCUGGCCUGCUGUGUUUUUGUUACCAUGCUUUAUUUAAACUGGAAUAACAAAUGGAAAACUUUUAAGCAUCAUUAAUACAUUAAACAUGAAUUAUUUUAAAUCUGAUUAUCAGGUUUAUCUGCUCUAACUAUUAUUUUGAUUUAGCCAUUAGCAAUUAGCAUUAGCAUUGCAUUACCAUCUUUUGUGUCUCAGUGUAUAUGCAGUCAGUUUUAGUUGAUAGUAGUUUGAUCUUUCGGUGUAUUUAAGUUUUGUAUAUAUGUAUUAAUUUACUCAACUGAUGACUUUUGACAAUUUAAUUGAAUAAUGAUAAAAAAUAUAUAUGUAUGAUAGGCUACAUCUGAAUUAUGAAUUCAGUGAUCAAUGAAUGAAUGAUUCCCCUCAAUAAAAUACUGUAAUAACUAAAAUAGUAAUAAAAUAGUAAUAACUACUGUAAUAAAAUAGUAAUAAUGGUUGUGUCUGACUUAAAAAUAAUAAUAGUGUCUGACUUAAAAGAAUGUAUAAGUUUUACCCAGAGGCAUAGCAAAGAAAAGUGGUGAGGAGUAAAUUUUUACAUACACGUGUUUUCAUCUCUAAUAAGACAAGCGAUGCAUUCACAUACAUCUUUAUACUUACGGUUUUAUCUAGACUUUAAUUAGUAACUUCUAAAUUCAUGAAAAAAAAAUUUCUCCCAUGUAAUAUCAGUGAUGCACAAUCUAUUCUGCACACAACCUAUUCUGAGCAGGGUUUGGUUAAUUUUUGUAAUAUACCUGUAACAGGUUCUAAAAUGUGUCACUUGAUUUAUACAUAUUAUACAUUAAAAAUUGAUUUGUGGUGUUAUUUAUAAUAAAUACUUUGAAAUUUACCAGGCAGCGGGGCUUCAGCUGGGUCUUUAAGCACAUAUGGCUACAAUUAUUUCCCUCUUGGUGUCUGUGAUUCCCUAAAUGUAAUUAUUAUCACUUAAAGUGUGUGUGCAGGUUUGACUGUGAGCAGAGGCAGCCUAAGCAGUUCGGGGGCCCAUUUCAAACAAACAGUCCCUCAAAUUAACAGUGGUGGCAUUUUCACCCCAGGCUCCAGUUAAUUUUUAAACCUGGUGUCUGAGUGGCGUGAUGGUGGAGCUCUUUUUUUCUUCUUCUUCUUCUUUUUCUGUAAGGGUUACGUUUAGGUAGUGGUAUCCAGCUAACAGUGUUGGGCUUGUUACCCAAAGAAAAAAAAAAUUAUUACUCAUUACUCGUUACUCUUUCAAAACUAAUAUUGUUACUUUACUUAUUACUCCCUGCCAACAGUAAUUCCUUACAGUACUCGUUAUAUUACUCAUUACACCCCACAAGCCAUGUAAUGCCAGAGUUAAGUAAUGCCACAACUUACAUUUGACAGCGGUGUUCUUGUCAACUAUUCUAAAUAUUAUGUAUUAUAAAAUCAAAGUAAUGGCAACAUUUCCAGCUGCUGAAUAUAAGCAAAUAUAAGUCUUUAUAUAAGUAAAUAUAAGUCUUUAAGCACAGACUGUUUACUCGGCGGCCAUUUCGGCCAUUUGCAACAUCUCUAGGCAGCUAUAGAGUGUUGCAGGUGUGAUGUCUUAACUCGGAAGACUAAUUCGCCACUGGUUCCCUCGAGAUUUUCCUAUGGAUUUUUAUAAUGUGGUUUUCUGCAGUAAUAAUGUCUUGACAAUCCUGGACGUUUUGCUCUAAAACAUAAUACACACACUCCUAUCAAAAAUGCAAAUUUAAAAGCUGUUUUGUUUAUUUAAAAAAAAAAAAAAAAGUCAUUAGUUAAAAACGUUUGGGGUGUGAGUGUGCGCAGUUAACAUUACAGAGCAAAACGUCCAAGUGUCGUCAAAUUAUGUUUUACCACAGACCUUAUUUUACUCAUAAAUGUAAAAACCCCAUUAUAGAAAAAAACCCAUAGGAAAAUAUUGAGGGAACCACUGGCGAAUUAGUCUUUCGGGUUUGACAUCUUAGCUGCAGCACUCUAUCUCAGGCAUCCAAGACCAAGUCCUAUUAAAUGGGGAAAUCCUGAAAUCUUAAAAACUGAUUGCUACACCCACAUUUAAAUUACAGAUAUUUUAAAUCAGCUACAAACAUCUGAUGUGAACUGCCCCAUAAAUGUCUUAAAUAGCCUUAAAACAGCUUAUAUUUCAGGCUGGUUUUAAGUGUGCAUCUCAGAACACAGUUCUGGCACACUUCAUGUGCACUUGCAGUCUUAAGGAUUUACAAUGGCCACCGUGUGAGUGUGUCCGUUAACUCCACGAGACCCAGGGUAGGGUGUAGGGUGUCCCAUUUGUCAUUUUAGGCCCUGUCUCAAAACGCACCUUAAACCCUUGUGGUCUUCCUUUGAGUCCAAGCCCUCGAGCUCCGCAGCAGACUUCUACCCGACAGUCAAAGCGGCAUUACAUCACAAAAGUGUGGACUCAAAGGAAGACUGUGAGGGUUUAGGGUGUAAUUUGGGACAGGGCCAAAUUGAUGCUUCCUCGAGUCGUUUCCUCACUCCUCCAGCCUGUGAUCCAGAAACCGAUCAAAGUGAGCCAUUACCAAAAGGCAAUAGAAAAUUAACCUGAUAAAAAAACAAUGAAAGUCUUUGAGAUGUCCUCAAACAAACAUGUGUGUGUGUGUGUGUGUUAGAAUAAUUGCUACAACCCUGGUUUUAUCCUCCAUUAACAAACAAAUAUAAAAACUUAACAUCCAACAUUAAAAAUAAACUGACAGAUCACUUUUGUCCACUGACAAAAAUUAGAUUAUUUAACCACAAAGUCAUCUUAUCCCACCUGUGUGGGAAUCAAACUUUGACUUUGCCUUCACUAGUGUCAUGAUCUACCACAGGAAUUUUUUGUUCUGUCUCUGCAGAUGGUGCUUCAUCUGUGUGUUUACAGUACUGAUAAAUAAAGUGUCUCUGCAGGUCACGGUAAAGGCUGUUAUUGGUGGUUCAGUUGUCCUGCCGUGUUCUUCCACUGAACAUGAUCUUAAACUCCAAGACACUGAUGUGCACUGGAGAAACAAUAAUGACAAAAUUGUGUAUAGUAUAAUUAAGGGUAAAUAUUCAGUAGAUGGACAGGACCCACAGUACAAGAACAGAGCUGAAACUUUCCCAUCAGAGAAUGAGAGAGGACACUUCCCCCUCAAACUCAACAAUCUGACAAAUGCUGAUGCAGGAGAGUUCAACUGCUUCAUCACACACUUAUCUCAACAGGAGACUGUACAACUAAUCAUCGAAUCACUAGCAGAAAAAGAAAUCAAAUCCACCAAACAAGAAAACCAAGAAGAAGAAACGGGUGCAGACAGUGUGGAGACAUCAUCACAUGCAAUUUACAUUGUAACAGCUGUAUUAUUGUUGCUGAUAGUAUCUAUAGUGUGUUUCUUCAUUUUUAUCUGUAAAAGAAUAAUUUAAGCUGCCCCAUGCUCUUCUGCCUCAACUGAAGUACAAAGAACAGUGACAGAAAUGACAAGUUGGGUCGAAAAGUUUCACCUUUCACUUUUUUGGUCUGAAGUGUUGCUAAAAAGCUACAUAUGCCCGUGACCAUGGUGGCCGAGCCUGGGGUCCUGGGUAAGGCCAUGAAGGCCCAUCCUCCCUGGUCUCCUAAGUUGCCGGCGCCGCCCUGGUCUCCUGAGUUGCCGGCACUACCCUGGCCCCCUGAACUGUCGGCACCGCCCUGGUCCCCUGAACCAGUGCUACCCUGGAGGCUUCCCCUCUUGUUUAACUUUCUUCAAGCCAGCCUCCAGGGCAUACACCCUCCCACCCCACUUGACCCCACUGUCCUUCUGGGAGGGGGGAGUAAUGUCACAGUUUAGGGUUGCCUUUUGCUUGUGUCUUCUGUUCCUGUGUUUCUUUGUUCAGUUUCCCGCCACUCUUGUUUCCACAGUUACUGUCAUGAUUUGUUUUAGCUGUGUGUCAUUAUUUAUCUCAUUUCUCUUUCCUAUUUAAGCUGCACCCUUGCCUUCACUCUUUUUCCAGUCACUGUUAUGUUUAGAUGUGUUUGCAUUGCCUGUUUGCCUGCCUUAAAUUAAACCUUUUGAGUUUUUGAAAACCUGAUUCUUCUGUCUUCUUCGGAUUACCUGCACACACUGUUACAGUAAUCUGUUUGAAAAGAGAGAUGUCAGUCAUUCACAAGUCACCUCGUUAUCCUCACAAUUUGAUUAAAAAAAAAAAAAAAAAAAAUCAAUAAAAAAUAAAAAGUAUUGCAUAGAACCCUACAUAUAGAACUAAAACCCCCUCAGAUCCCAGAGGGUUAACCCCUGAGUUUCAUUUUUGCCUUGAUGCGACCAUGGAGGUCAUACCUGCACUUCCUGUUCACCUCGACGCAACAGCAGUGGUCGCACCUGAACUUUGUGUUUGCCUCAACACGACUGCAGAGGUCAUACAUGAACUUCCUCAUUGCCUCAACACAACCGUAGAGGUUGUACACGAACUUCCUGAAAACCAGAGACACCUUGCUGAUCCAGUUAUUUCCAUGGAGGGCGCCCUCGAGGUGUCUGCCUGUUUUGUAAUGCUUCCUGCGGCCAAUGCUAACGUUUCUGUGCUUUGUGUUUCAGUUUUGCCUGAUCUAGCCGUGUCUGUCCCACUAGAUAUGCGCUGGGGGUCUUCUGUCUCAUCUGAUAUGCUAUGGUGGUCUUCUGCUCUGCCUUGGAGGUCUGCCCUACCUGCUCAGCCUGCGCUACCCUGGCCACUGCUCCACGGACCAGGCCCACCACUGCUUCAUGGUCUAGACUCACCUUUGCUCCAUGGACCAGGCCCACCACAGCUCUACUUCCCUGGACUGCCAGAACCCCAUGACCUUCUGCUCCACAACCCAGGUCCACCAGUGCUCCAUGCCCUAGGUCCGGCAGUGCACCAUGACCCUCUGCUCCACGGCCCAAGUCCGCCAGUGCACCAGAACCUUCUGCUCCAAGUCCCAGAUCUGCCAUUGCUCCAUGGCCCUGGUCUGCCAAAGCACCAUGACCCACUGCUUCAUGGUCAAGGCCCGCCAUUGCUCCAAGCUCCAGGCCCCCCUCUGCUCCACAAUCCAAGUCCACUGCCAUGCCAUGAUCCAGGUCCAGUUCCCCUUCACAGGCCUGGCCCUCCAUCCCACCCCCUGGACUUCCUUCACUCCACCACCCUCUUGGACUUUUUGUUGUUUUUGUGGUUGUUUUUUUUUUUUUUUUUUUUGGUUGUUUUUCAUGUCUUUUAUUUUGUCUUUUUUAUAGUCAUGGUUCCUGUCAUGUUCCAUCAUUACUUGUUCUCUGGGGCUAAGCCCUUUAUCUCUUCUGACCCUAGCAACACUCCUGGCUUCUUCCUGCAGAGUCCGGAUUUCACCCGGCGAUUCUUGGUUUAGGUAGAUGCUUUAGCCAUGGGGAUUGGAGCUGUCCUGGCCCAGGAAUACCAAAGGCCUAUGGUAUUUCUUAGCUGAAAGUUGCUAUCAAGAGAAAAAAGAUAUUCAACGAUUGAAAAAGAGUCUCUGUUACUGUUUGCUUGGAAAAGUGUUUGACUUGGAAACUGACCAUUCGGCCCUCAGUUGGAUCAACACCAUGAAGGACCACAAUGCAAAGGUCACCCAGUGGUACCUAUCCCUACAACCCUUCCAAUUCCAAGUGCGGCACAUCCCUGGGAAGAGGAAUGUUGUGGCAGACUACCUGUCUCGUGUAACGUACUGUAGUCCUCCAGGAGAAGGAGGAUGUGAUGUGGAGGAGGAAAUCUAGCCUUGGCUGAAUGGCACUGGUUUACGCUGGUUUACUGGUUUACACAUACAUACACACAGCUCAUUCACUUUUUACCCUCCGUUGCUGCUGUAGUGGUGGGUGCACACGCUAACUUCAGGCACAUGGACAUUAAUCACGGCAUCUCAACUCCUUCCCAUUCCGUAUAUAUAACACAUAUUAUUCACACUUUUUUGCUGGAGUAUAUAUGGAGGAUACGUGUAUAUAUUUAUAAACAAAUAUCUAUAGAUUUUGUAUUAUUAUUUUGCUGUUUGUGAUUCUUUUGCCUGUUUAUUUUUGUACAUUUUUUUCUUUGUAAAUAUUGCACAUCUGUGGAUUACCAAAGCCUCACUGUUAAUAAACAUCACCUUGCACCAGACUGCAUUUUUUCGAGUUGUAGAAAUACAAUUAAUUUUGUAAUUUACUGUUGUCAUUACAAACCUUUCUACUUCUCUACUAUAGUAAGGAGCCUCAAACUGAAUGUUUUUGUCUCACUGUUGUGUGGCGCCCUCUACUGGAUAAAGAUCUGAACCAAAUCUUUAAAAAACUGUAUGCAGUGACCCUAAAAAUGUUUGGAGACCCAAUCCACACUUUAAAAUGUUAUUAUAUGACAAAAUAUUAAACCAAAUGACAUUUAUUUAAAUAAAUAUAGCACAAACACACUGUGUAGGAGCCUGUUUUUGCUUAGAUUCAGCUUUUGAAUAUUUUUGUUUAUAUUGUUUUCAUUUGUAAGCUUAAUUUAUGUAUACCAUUUAGAUAAAUAUUCUGUUUUUUUUACAUUGAAAAUAUGUAAUAUGUUAAAAUUGUGUACUGGCUCUUUAAGAAUUAAGACUGUGAGGUUGGGCGGUAGUGCGCUCUGGAAUACAGUGGAGUCGCACAGUUCUCUUUACCGCAUCCAUGAUAUUUAAGAUUUAAGAUCAUAUUUAGCUUUUUUAUUUUAUUUGUUUGAUUGAACUUCGAAUCAAGAUUAAAGGAAGAUAUUUGCUCAGAAAAUGGAGUAUGUGCAUUGUUUUAUUGUACACG